CGUCAUAAUACAAAAGGAAGAAGAGGUCAUCCAGAAGCUAGCAGCAGCUUUUCACCAUUCAAGUAGAUAAAAACUAGCAGUUUAAGGGAGUAACACUUUUCCUUUUAGCACUUAACUUAGUACUUCAAUCACUUGAGUUCUUGAAAAGAGUGUGCUUCGCAUUAAUCCCAAGUACAGCGUUUUCGUCUUGAAACUAACGCUAGAUAAUAACUUAACGUUAGCUAUGCUAGAUAACAGGCCGACGCUAACUCUAGCUAGUUAGCAUAACUAUUCGGUAACAUCAAGCAGUUAGUAUUUCUGAUGUCCUACUGAAGACAAUUAGCUUAUUACUUUAACAGAAAGUGUGUGGUUACUACAGAGCUGUUCGGACAAGAAACGUUAAAUAGAAACGUUUGUUCUUUUACAUCGUGCAGUCAUGGCUGCGGAUUGGUUGGGUAGUUUGGUUUCAAUUAACUGUGGGCCAACACUGGGAGUCUAUCAAGGAGAGGUGGUAUCUGUGGACCAGAUCAGCCAAACUAUCUCCUUAAGACAGCCUUUCCAUAAUGGAGUCAAGUGCCCUGUUCCCGAGGUCACAUUCAGUGCCAUUGACAUAAAGGAACUAAAGAUUUUAGAUAUCAGAAAUGGCAGUGUUAGGAACAGCUCUUCUGCAAAGGUAAACAGCGCUCCAGUUACGGUACCAAAGGGUGACCCCAGGUGUGUGGAGAAAAUUAACUCUCCUCAACACUGCUCUAAAAGCUAUGGAGACCGGCAUCUGGAUGUACCUGGCCAGCCAAAAGGAUUUCGUCGAAGACACAACUCCUGGUCAUCUAGUAGUCGAGGGGCAAACCAAGUGACACCAAAAAAGAACGGAGUGAAGAAUGGUCAGAUGAAGCACAGAGACGACGAGUGUUUUGGGGAUGGCAUGGAUGACGGGCUGGAUACAGACUUUGAUUUUGAAGGAAACUUGGCUCUUUUUGACAAAGCAGCAGUUUUCUCUGAAAUCGACACGUCAGAGCGCCGUAACGGUGCAAGGUCACGUGGGACACCUCAAGAACAGACACCCUCACGGUAUCGUCAUGAUGAAAACAUCCUGGAGGCCAAACCUAUUGUGUACAGACAGAUUACUGUACCACAGCCUGGUGCCAAGGAGUACUGCACUGACUCAGGGCUUGUUGUACCCAGUAUAUCCUAUGAACUACACAAGCGUCUGUUGUCAGUCGCUGAGCGUUAUGGUCUGUCACUGGAGCGAAGACUUGAGAUGACUGGAAUAUGUGCCAGUCAGAUGGCACUUACAUUGCUGGGUGGGCCGAACAGAUUCACUCCAAAAAACUUACACCAGCGUCCCACAGUGGCUCUGCUUUGUGGCCCCCAUGUUCAGGGAGCUCAGGGCAUCAGUUGUGGUCGUCAUCUUGCCAAUCAUGAAGUGGAGGUCAUCCUGUUUCUGCCCAAUUUUGUCAAGAUGCUUGACUCUGUCACCAGUGAGCUCACACUCUUCAACAAGACUGGUGGCAAACAGGUGUCAAGUAUCAAAGACCUUCCAGACACCCCAGUGGACCUAAUCAUUAACUCCCUGGACUGCCACGAGAACACGUUCCUGAUGGAUCAGCCUUGGUACCGAGCAGCUGCAGACUGGGCUAACCAGAACCGAGCGCCAGUGCUCAGCUUAGACCCUCCUGGUAGUGGACAGGGGCAGGCAGUCGAGGCAAAGUGGUCCCUCUCUCUUUGCCUCCCACUUCCCCUUGCUGAGGGUGCUGGCAGCGUUUACUUGUGUGACAUAGGUGUUCCUCGCCAGGUUUUCCAGGAAGUGGGAAUCAAGUACCAUUCUCCUUUUGGUUGCAAAUUUGUCAUCCCCUUGCACUCUGCAUAAUUUGACUAAUAGUCAACAAGACCAGUUAAAUCUUUCACCCUCCGUGGCCAUUUGGGUUUUGGCACCCUAUAUUCCUGAUUAUCAGCUGUUUGGUUUUUUUUGUUUUUGUUUUUUGUAAAGUUUAUUAGCUAAAUUGCUAACCCAUCAACAUGUGAACGGGACUUUUCCCCUCAUACUGAAGGACCACUGUUGAGUACAUUAGUUCUACAAGGACUAAGUUCAUAUGGGUGAGAUAGGAAAGAGCGUUAUUUGAAAAGUAAAUGUGUUGAGCAUUAGAGGCUUCAGCAGUUAUGUAGAUACCAUUGUAUUUACCAGAUAUUUGGAAGACAGGUUUUUCAUAAAUACAGCUGAAGCUUCAAAAAUACAACACAGUGUUCAUUUACAAACUGAGCAGGACAGUCUCUGACUUAAAAUGGAAAAUAAAUCUGAAUGUCAAUCUAACCUCAUUACAAAACGAUCUGGUGAAUAAACAGAACCACCAUAUCAAACAGGCAAAUGUGAUUUUAUUACAGUAAUAUGGAUGAGAAAUACAACUUACAUUGGUUCCAGCAUUGCCAGUGGCUUUACUUAUGGCCAGCUAUACUCUGCAGCACUUAGUUGCUGUUUGAUGUUUUAUUAGGAUAGAAUUUCCAUCUAAGCAAAUGUGGAAUAUUGUCAUUUGUGUGAGUAAUGCUGUGUUUUCAAACUGAACCAAUGUUGAAUAGGGCAGCUACUGGAGUGAAUCCAAAUAUCAGCAGUUUUGUUUGUCCAUGGUGAAUUAGGCUGUUAUAAGGGCUUAAAAGAGAUGACACAGCAUACAAAACCUCCAGCAAUCUUGCCUUUUACAUCUCCUGUUACAAGCACGACAGUGUGGCUAAAGAUAUUAGGUCAUUCUUUUAAAAACAAAUAAAGUCCUUGUCUAAACACAUGAAGCAAGAAACACAAGAUACUCUUGAGACGUCUGUUCCCAGGCUUGGUUCUAGUUAUUAGCGUUGUUAAAAAUGUCAAUGAGGUUUUCUUACUUCCGGAGCAGAAGUCUGAUGUUCCAGUUUCACUUCAGCUCUCUAUUGUAUUGGUUAAAGGACCAUACCAGAGUGUUGGCAAGUGUCAGUUUCUUGGCUACAAAUCCAAAUGUGUAUUUAACAUUUUUGCUGAUCUUGUUUUAAAUGCAAACUAGAGUAAAAUGUUUUGUUCAUAUAUGUAUAUUCCUUUGGUUGCCAAUUAUUACAGUACAGUAAAAAAAAAUCAAUUAACAGACUCUUAAGAACUCUUAUGUUACGUGAUCCAUCACAGCGAACAUCAAGUCUGCAGUAGUUUUGGUCAGUGUUGAAUCAUAUUUGUACGGUAGUGUAGUUUAAGUGCAGAUUUCAAAACUCUGCACUGCAUUACACUGAUAAAAAUGAACACUUGCUUGACAUUGUCUGUGAUGGACUUACGUUUCAGGAGUUUCCUAGUAGAUUUUUUUAUGUUGUAUGAAAAUUAAUAGAAGCCAGUUUAUGCCUGCCUUUGUAAUGAAUAAGCUAAAACAACCCACUGGUAUGGUUCCUAUUAAGAUUCAGAUCACGUGAUUGAAUUUUUACCUUGGCAGUUCGAAUGUUGACACUUUUUGAUCAAAGUUGUUUGUUUAAAUGCUCUGUAUAUGUGGGAUUCAAUUGUCAAGAUGCAACUUAGAGAACCCUCUUUGAACCAAUUAGAUUUGGUCUUUGUGAUUGGAAAUUGUUGAACAUUUUGUCCACCCUCUCCUGACAUUAUGGAGUACGCCUGUUUAUGUGCUCAACCGUUAGUGGUAUUUAUCAUAAAACUAAAGCACAGCCUGUGAAAUAUAAAUCGAGAAGAGCUGCUUGUUUUGUGUUGCUGCUUCUUGAGGCCUUGACAGAGAGGCUGUGAGCUUCUCUACUGCCAGAUAUUUUGUACAAUGAAAGUCAAACCCUUUGCUUGUUCUUUAACGAGAUCACAUUUUCAUCUGAAAUGUGUGCAUAACAGAAGCUGUCAUCUUAAGUUCACCAAUCUUUACUGGACAUGUGUAUUGUGCAGCAACAGCUCCUUAAAUCUCAUAUCAUUGAUGUAAGUGUAGUCUAGAAAAGGCUGAAGUUCACAGCUGCAGAGAUUACAAAUCAUGUAAUCUGGGAUAUGGUUUAUGGUGUUUUGUCCACACAUUAACUUGUUAAGGUCUUAGGAGGAUUAAAAAUACAUGCGUUAUAUGUUUGGGUUUUUUUUUUUUCUCUGUGCACAUCAGCCUGCACAGGGUGCAUAUGCUGACUGGGUGAAAGUGACUUUCAGGCACAAGGGUUUUGUCCGUUCUCCAGCAUUCCUCCGGCCUGAUGUGUUAUGUCACAUCUGUUGAGACAAGUCUGGCUCGAAAACAUCAGCCAGCAUUACCGACUGUGAAUUUAAGAUGAGUUUUGUUACUCUGUGGCCUCCAGGGGGCCACGAAACCACACUUUCGGUGGCUCUUCCUUAUUCUGCUGUAAUGGCAGCUUUAUGUACUUUAAUAGCAUUUCCUCCAAUAAUAGUGUAAUUUCUCUACGAAAUGUGAACAGUCGGACAUUAUGUGGUGAUCUGACAUAAAAGCAGCUUGUUUGAAAGUUGUUGUUUAAACGCAGGUUUUGCUUCUUUAGAAUCAAUAUACAUGUUUUAAAUUCUGAGCGCUUCUGAGAUCCGCACUGGGCGUUUAGGCCAUGCGAGGUCAGCUUGCAGUUCAGAAAAGUCGCGUUAACAGCCAGCGGUGGGAUUUUGUCUAGACAGGACAACCGUUUCCUUUUGGGAACGAAGUCCACUGUCAGGGUUCUCGUGCAUAAAACACUGUGCAGUCCUCUUGUUUCAUGUCUGUAGAUUCAAACAAUAAAACAAACGUUCACCAGA
Micropterus salmoides (largemouth bass) is the source of this 4687-nucleotide messenger RNA. It is a transcript of the gene edc3, whose product is annotated as enhancer of mRNA decapping 3 homolog (S. cerevisiae). The record is from RefSeq and is a predicted model, not a curated record. The transcript has 6 exons. Gene Ontology annotation, molecular function: mRNA binding. Lineage: Eukaryota; Metazoa; Chordata; Actinopteri; Centrarchiformes; Centrarchidae. Gene Ontology annotation, cellular component: P-body. The coding region runs from base 416 to 1846 and encodes 476 amino acids. Gene Ontology annotation, biological process: P-body assembly; deadenylation-independent decapping of nuclear-transcribed mRNA.